Mesitornis unicolor (brown roatelo) is the source of this 1101-nucleotide messenger RNA. RefSeq names its product galanin receptor type 2-like. Gene Ontology annotation, biological process: G protein-coupled receptor signaling pathway. Lineage: Eukaryota; Metazoa; Chordata; Aves; Mesitornithiformes; Mesitornithidae. Gene Ontology annotation, molecular function: G protein-coupled receptor activity. Gene Ontology annotation, cellular component: membrane. The record is from RefSeq and is a predicted model, not a curated record.
AUGAACGGCUCGGCGGUGGGCUCUGAGGGAGGCUGGCAGCCCGAAUCGGUCAUCAUCCCGCUGGUGUACCUCAUCAUCUUCCUCCUGGGCACGGUGGGCAACUGCCUGGUCCUGGCCGUGCUGCUGCGCAACGGGCAGGUGAAGAACACCACCAACCUCUUCAUCCUCAACCUUGGGGUGGCUGACCUCUGCUUCAUCUUCUUCUGCGUCCCCUUCCAAGCCACCAUCUACACCCUGGAGGGCUGGGUGUUUGGACCCUUCAUGUGCAAGGCCGUUCACUUCUUCAUCUACCUCACCAUGUACGCCAGCAGCUUCACCCUGGCCACCGUCUCCCUCGACAGGUAUUUGGCCAUACGAUACCCCCUCCACUCAUAUGCCCUCACGGCCAUCUGCUUCAUCUGGGGGCUUUCCUUCAUCUUCUCAGGCCCUUACCUCAGCUACUACCAGGAAUUCCAGUUGGCCAACCUGACUGUCUGCCACCCCAUCUGGGAGAUCUCCCAGCGCAAGGUCAUGGACAUGUGCACCUUCAUCUUCAGCUACAUCAUCCCAGUGCUGAUCCUGAGCCUCACUUAUGUGCGUACUAUUCACUACCUGUGGAGGUCCGUGGACCCUCUCCAAGACAUGUCAGAGUCCAAGAAGGCCAAGCGGAAGGUCACCAGGAUGAUCAUCAUUGUAGCCAUCCUGUUUUGCCUCUGUUGGCUGCCCCAUCACCUGGUCAUUCUCUGUGUCUGGUUCGGGUACUUCCCCCUCAAUCAUGCUACGUACAUGCUUCGCAUCCUCUCGCAUCUCAUCUCCUACGCCAACUCCUGCGUGAACCCCAUCGUCUACGCCCUGGUCUCCAAACACUUCCGCAAGGGUUUCAAGAAGAUCUUCAUCUGCCUCUUGCACAAGAAGGCAGCCAACAAGGUGCACGUGGCCCAAGUGACAAACACUGUCAGCACACUGGAGGCAGAGCUCAGUGAGGUGACCCACAUCAGCAAAGCCCUGCCUGGGCACUCCUCCCUGUGCUGCGAGGUCCCAGGCCAGCCCCAGGGGGUGACAGAGCCGGUGGGACAUCAGCAGAACACAGAUGACUCCUCCAUCACCUUCAGUGUCACCUAG